AUGCCGAUUUUGGUCUGGGGCCGCUGGCCGGAGGAUGGCGCAGCCUACGACUCCACUGACAAAUGGAAAAAGCAAAAAGGGGACCAACGCGAGGAAAGGCUCACCAUUGCGCUGCUGAUCCCAGCCAGACAGACAGACACCCAUGAAGCACACAUCACAGCACAGCACACAACACACCACGCUCACACAGGCUUGCUCACUCUCUGUCGCUCCCUUGGCCCUGAGGACCCUGUCUGUGCCUGCCUGCGGUUGCGGUCAGCGAGGCACCCCCAGGGUGGAAAAGCCAGCAACGGGACAUAA
Molecule: messenger RNA, 300 nt
Organism: Nannizzia gypsea CBS 118893
Lineage: Eukaryota; Fungi; Ascomycota; Eurotiomycetes; Onygenales; Arthrodermataceae
Exons: 3
Coding region: 1-300 (99 amino acids)
Source: RefSeq, a predicted model, not a curated record